This is a messenger RNA of Rhipicephalus sanguineus (brown dog tick), 4201 nucleotides long. Its product is annotated as beta-mannosidase. The record is from RefSeq and is a predicted model, not a curated record. NCBI's taxonomy places the organism in Eukaryota, Metazoa, Arthropoda, Arachnida, Ixodida, Ixodidae. Gene Ontology annotation, biological process: glycoprotein catabolic process. Gene Ontology annotation, molecular function: beta-mannosidase activity. The transcript is spliced from 18 exons. The coding region runs from base 180 to 2954 and encodes 924 amino acids.
CAAGCACAGCGCGGAGCUCACGCGAGGAACUUUAUGACGCGAGUGUUUUGUGCAUGCCAUACCAAGGGGAAAACGGUGAAACAACGUUUCCACUCGUCAUGAUGUCUUAUCACGUGCGCCGAGUUGUAGCACAGGGCCUACAGCAUUCAAAAUUGGGCUUUUGGACUCUUCGUUGAAUCAUGCCAAAGGGCCGCCGCCGGCGCCAACCAGCGACGGCUAUGAUCCCACACAAAUUGGCCUUCGGUGUUUCUCUACUGCUUUCAUGUUGCUGCGCCGCUAAGGCGGUGGUCACGUUCUCGCUGGAAGGGCAGUGGACAGCCGUGAACACUAACAAGUCCAUAAAAAUUUCCGCCACCGUUCCCGGAGGUAUAUACACAGACCUGAAGAGGAGUGGCGUCAUCGGCGAGCCUUACUACGGUUUUAACGAUGUGCGGUACGGAUGGGUCGGCUAUGAGAACUGGACAUUCUCAAAACGUUUUGAUGUGCCCGAUGCGUUGCUCAAACAAGAACGCUUGUCCCUCGUGGCUCACGGCAUCGACACUGUGUGCAGGGUCAAGCUGAACGGCGUCGUCUUGUUCGACGCCGACAACAUGUACGUUCGGUACAUAGCCGACGUGAUCGAUGUUCUUCACCGUAAAAGCAACAUCAUCACGGUCAGCUGCGAGUCCCCAGUGCUGUACGCCCUACGCAAGCACGAGCAGCAGGUGCGCUCCUCCUACCCGGUGUACCCGCUGUGUCCACCGGCGGUGCAGAACGGCCAGUGCCACGUCAACUACAUCCGCAAGAUGCCGUGCUCCUUCAGCUGGGACUGGGGACCUUCUUUUCCCUCCACCGGAAUCUGGAAGCCGAUUGAAAUUCAAGGAUAUAAUGGCGUAAUAAUCAGGGACGUAUUAGUAGCGCCCAUCCUUAUAGAUCGUUACAGCAAAUCACCGAAAUGGAGCCUAAACGUGAGCGUAUUUUAUGAUUCGUCCAUGAGCGAGACAAAUAAUGGCACUGCCUGGAUCGGCCUCGACGGAGGUACCCUUUUAAAUGAGCCAGUGACGCUGAAGCCACGUACUGCACGAGAUGCGAGGCUGGACUUUUCCAUUGUGAUACCUGACCAAAUGAAAAUUGAACAAUGGUGGCCAUCUGGCUACGGUGACCAGAAAUUGUAUAACCUAAAUGUGACCAUCUCCGUCGACGGGCAAGCGACAAUAAAGACCGCGAGGUUUGGCUUUCGAACUGUAGAGAUAAACCAAGAAUAUACGGGUACUGUGAUCGACGGAACAGAAUUUUACUUUGAGAUCAACGGAGUCCCAAUAUAUGCUAAGGGCAGCAACUGGAUACCUGCGGACAUAUUUCCCGAAAGAGCAACAGACGAAUACGUCCGUGACUUACUUCUUUCCACAAAGGAGGCGAACAUGAAUAUGCUUCGCGUGUGGGGCGGCGGCGUGUACGAGACGGACUACUUUUAUGACCUGGCCGACGAGCUGGGAAUUCUCAUCUGGCAAGACAUGAUGUUUGCCGUCAGCCUCUACCCUGUGGGCGCAGACUUUCUCCAGAACGUCGCGAAUGAAGUACAGCAGCAGGUACGGCGUCUGCACCGACACCCAUCGAUCGUCGUCUGGGCGGCCAAUAACGAAAAUGAGCAGGCUAUUGCUUCUGCGUGGUGGCCUCAGAUGUUCCUGAGAAUGUUCCAGUAUCGAAAAGAUUAUCGGACGCUCUACAUCGGCACAAUGAUGCCCGUCAUUCAGAAGGAAGAUAAGUCGCGCCCUUUCCUCUCGUCCAGCCCAAGCAACGGGAUAAUUACGUCGAAUAAGACCUGGAUAUCAUCCAACCCAAACAGCUUGUAUAACGGCGACAUGCAUUACUACAGUUACCUGUCCAAUGCGUGGGAGCCGUCGACAUUUCCGAUCUCAAGAUUCGUGUCCGAGCACGGGCUGCAGUCGUACCCGUCGAGAGACACCUUGCUGCCAGUCAUGCCGAGCUCCAUGAUCAAGUACCCGUUCCCCAUCCUCAUGCGCCACAGGCAGCACCAGCGCUUAGGAGACAUAUACGUGAAGCACGGAAUUUCGGAUCACUUUAAGGUGAAUGGUCUCAUUAUGACCAGCUGGAUCAAAAACACAAGCAAGGCUUACGACAUGAUCUCGUAUUUGAGCCAGAUCAACCAAGCGAUGGGCAUGCGGAACGCCGCCGAGACGCUGCGACGCUGGAGAAGUUUCAUAGGUCCGCAGGGUCAAGGCCACAACAUGGGAUUCCUGUACUGGCAACUGAACGACAUAUGGCAGGCGCCGUCGUGGGCUUCCAUAGAAUAUGGUGGCCGGUGGAAGAUGGUGCACUAUUUCGCGAAGAAGUUCUUCAGUCCCAUUAUAGUGGUUCCCUACAUUUUCCACUCGAACGGUAACCUGAGGGUUUUCGUCGUCAAUGACAACCUGGAACCCGUGAACGGGGCAGUGCUCUCAAUUACGCAGUACAUGUGGACCUCGUUCACGCCGGUCGCUACAACUACCAUUAAUGUUACGCUGGCCGCAGCCGCGUCGACGGACGUGUACUCGCACAAGAUGCAAUACGAGUGGAAGCAAGAUGUCUGUGACCCCGCCACCUGUUUCCUUUGGUUCACGCUCUCCGAUCCUCACAGCCGAUCUGCGCUGGCACCCGACAAUUUCCUACUUCUGAGAGAGCCCAAAAACCUUGCACUGCCGCAUGCUUCGAUAUACGUGACGAAGGUGAGCGGGCCUACGUCAUCAGCCUCGAUGCCAGGCUUCAAGGUCUUCGACGUUGAACUUCAGGCGGACAACAUCGCCUUGUUUGUGUGGCUAAACGCUCACAACGUUAGCGGCCACUUCUCCGACAAUGGAUUCCUACAGAAGGACCCGAAGACUACGGUGCAAUUUUACACCCGCCAGAACGCGACCGCAGCCGAGCUCGAAGAAGCUCUUACGGUCAACUCGCUCAAGGACUAUUCGAGCUUCUAACGCCGACCGAAGCGUUUAAAGUUGGAUAGCACAUUUACUUAGCACAGAAGCUGCAGCGCAUGACGUACUUAAUGGUUAAAUAGUGCACGGAAGCUAUUACUCAUGCCCACUCUUGUAGAGUGCAAGUUAUUGGUGGGCUAAUCACUAAGUCGCAUUGAUAACGUGAACAUCGGGAGCAUGUGCCUUUUUUGUCUAGGAAUGGCGAAGUGCUGCGUCAACAACAGUUUUCCCAACCUUCACGACUUCGCCUAAAAGCUUAAUUACAUUAAAGAGGUAUUUCAAAUCCGUGGUUUCCACUUUCAAAGUUCCCUCUUGUGGCCAGAGUCGUAUUCUGUUUCCUGCGGCACGCCUGAAAGCGUAGUUAGAGUAUUUUAGUUUCGUGGCUCAAAGUUUUCUGUGCACGGCCUCCAACAGUGUUUAUUCGGCCAUGCCUUCUGGUAAGCGUUAAGUAAGCGGUCAGUUGCGCCACAUUGUUUAGGAAAAUUUUAACCGAGUGCAGAACACCUUGCGCAGUCUGUAAGCUGUUGCAAGAGGAAAGAACAUUGGGAGAUAAUUGCGAAAGACUAGAGUUGCUCUCUAGCGACUUCCGCGCACCUGAAAGAUUGAUUAAGUGCUGUAGAUUCACGCUUUAUUAUUAAAGUUUGCGCACGAGCACCAUACAGUAAAUAAAGCUUACAACAGUGGUGACCGUCUUUUCGUGGAACGUGCGAAAAAAAUAGCCAAUUUCAUCACAUUGUGUAGAUGAACUUGAUUAGCGUUCAAUACUACGCUGCGCUAUUGCAAAGUAGCAGCUAUCCGAAUUGCAGCGCGCAGAAAGGCUGAGUAAGUUGACAGGUGAUAACUAAAAUACGACGGCAUGGAAAUUAAGUUACCGUGAUGAACAAGAGUUUCUUUAGUUGAAUGGUUCUUUUUAAAUCAGCGGGUGUUUAAUGGAGCACAGUGUGUUUGACAUCAUACAUAUAUAGGGAAAGAGUGUCGCCUGUUUUCAUUAUUUAGCUCUAAACAUUGUUACAUCAGCCGUGAGGUCAAAAACUUGGAGGUCGCUUGACCUUCACCUUCAAGAGUAGAACGCGAUAGCGUAAUGGGGCCCGUGUGCAUCGCCUUCUCAAUUGCUAGCCUGGUUUCGGUUCUCGGUGGGUGAAUCAACCGUGCCGUAAGGAAACGAAUGACUGUGCGCAUAACAAUGGCCGCUGCAAACUGUCCUAGAAUGCCUACUGCAAGUGCAGUUGUUAAGUGCCCACUACGCC